This is a messenger RNA of Olea europaea var. sylvestris, 955 nucleotides long. Its product is annotated as trans-resveratrol di-O-methyltransferase-like. Lineage: Eukaryota; Viridiplantae; Streptophyta; Magnoliopsida; Lamiales; Oleaceae. The coding region runs from base 1 to 846 and encodes 281 amino acids. Gene Ontology annotation, molecular function: O-methyltransferase activity; S-adenosylmethionine-dependent methyltransferase activity. The record is from RefSeq and is a predicted model, not a curated record. The transcript is spliced from 4 exons. Gene Ontology annotation, biological process: methylation.
AUGGAAGAAAAAUUAAAGAAUUGCAUUGAGUACAUCACCGAGUACAUGAAUUUAGCUACUCAUGAAUGGAAAGACGUGAAAGAGAAUGGGCAAAGCUCUUCUGAUGCUGGCUUCACUCACUACAAGAUAGCUCAUAAAUUGGGAUACAAAUCUCUCAUUGAGGUUUAUCCUGAAUGGUUUGAAAAUAAUGAGGACUCGUCUGCUUUUGAGACGGCCUAUGGAAAGACAUUUUGGGACUAUGGCAGUCAGGAGCCGAAGAUGAAUCUCCUGUUCAAUAAAGCAAUGGCUAGUGACACUCAGUUGGUGAGUAACGUAGUUACCAGAGAUUGCAAACAAGUCUUCGAAAAGUUGAAGUCAAUUGUGGACGUUGGUGGUGGCACGGGAUCGUUGGCCAAAGCUAUUGUCGACUCUUUUCCGGACUUACAAUGUGUCGUGUUUGAUCUACCACAUGUUAUUGCGGGCUUAGAAGGGACAAAGAAUUUGACCUACGUUGGAGGAAACAUGUUUGAAACUAUUCCUCGUGCAGAUGCACUUUUGCUCAAGUGUAUAUUGCACGAUUGGAGCGAUGAAGAUUGUGUGAAAAUAUUGAAGAAAUGCAGAGAAGCAAUCCCAUGCAAGGAGAAUGGAGGAAAAGUGAUCAUUAUUGACAUAAUCGUUGGAAACAAGAAAGAAGACCACAAAGGAAUUGAAACUCAGCUGUUCUACGAUAUGAGCAUGAUGGUUUGGGCUAAUGGAAGAGAAAGAACUGAGAAAGAGUGGGCAAAACUGUUCUUCGAUGCUGGCUUUACUAGAUACAACAUCGUAUAUGGGUUAGGAUUGAGGUCUAUUAUUGAGGUUUACCCUUAAUUAUUGGGAUUUUAUUUUAAAAUAUCAAUCUUACUAAGAGGAUUAAUUCAAAUCCUUAUAUAUUGAUUUAUAUUUUCAUCUUUAUUUGAUAUGAAAUUUUAUCCCUUAA